UGUACCUUAUUAGAUUGUGCCCCAUGUGGGCAACCCUGGCCUCGCCCUAUCAGAUUCCCAUUUUCGCAAUCCAUUCUCCCUGAAGCUGUCAGCAAUUUAAAACGAAACUAAAUUGUCAUCUCUUAUUUCUAGUUCUAAUGAAGUGUUUUUAUCUGUACCCUUUAUGGGUCUGUCCCACUUGGCGAUUUUUAUUAGGUAACUGUCGGCGACUGUCGUAGUCGUAGCAGGUCGCCGAAAAACCGAGGACAACCCACGACAGUACAUUUGUCAGGAGAAGUCGAGCUACGCUCAUUGGCGUCAAACCCACUAUCGCCGAAAAAUUUCCAACCUGUUGAAAAUUUAGCGGCGACCAGAAAGACUCUACCACUUUUUAUACGACUGAGACUACUCCCGGCGAACAUGUGGCAACAAACUAGUUGCCUGUAGUUGCCUAAAAAAUCACCUAAGUGGGACAUUAUUGUCUAUGUGCACUUUGGACAGCUUGAUUGGAUUCAUGUGCAGUGUGUUCUUUGACUGGAUAGCACACAAAAAUGUUUCAUUCCACCAUGUCAGAAUAGUAAAAAACUUUCGGCAGAUGUUGACUGACUGGCUGUGCAUCAUCAGUAUUUUCUGUUUUAAUUUCUGAAUGGGCCUUCACAAAGAUCGACAUAAAGUGCUGGAGUAAUUCAGCUAGUCAGGCAGCAUCUCUAGAGAACAUGGAUAGGUGACAUUUCAGGUGGGGACCCUGGCUACUUGUGUCUGUUUUUGUAAAUCAGCAUUUGCAGUUCCUUCUAUAUACUUGACGAAUAUAUUUUUUUUAAGAAGGGAAAUUGGGAUGAUCCAGGACAUUAUAGGUGGAGCCUCAAAUCAAAGUUCAAGAGGAAAAUGUCUAAAUACAAUCCAAAAAAGAGGAAACUUAGUUCUUCUAAAGGUGAUGGGCAAGAUUACACCCCCAUCAACACUCCAAUAUCAGGAACAGCGGGAAGAAAAAGAAUACUUAAGUUUCAUGAUGAUGACUGUUCAUUAAAAAUUACCUCGCCUAAGUUAACAACCUCAAAGUUAAUACAUUCUCAAAGUGAUAAUAAUUAUAAAGAAAAUAUCAUCAAUUGUGCUUCAGACAAUUUGUCUAUUAAUGAACACCAAGAUGAUUCACAGAAAACCUCCAGACUGACUCCUAAUGAAAAGGACUGUCCAUGUGAGUCUGUAAUGUCUCCAAAGUCUUUUUACAGGAUGGAAAAGCAGUCGUAUCUCACCCCUCUUGAGAGAAAAUUAAUCAAUCACAAUAAGCUUCCUAAGUCGGUUGCUCCAACUCAACAAUCUGAAAUGGAGAGCGUAAAAUAUCAAGCAAAGGGAAAGAUAGGAACAAAAGAAAAAAUGUCAAUUGUUUCCAUUUCUAAAGUUCCAUUCGCUUCAAAGGAAUCACAAAUAGAUAAAGUCAAAUCAAACGCUACUUCAAAACGGACCAUUCUGAAAGAUAGUGUGCAUUACGGAACAGUAGCCAAAACACUUACUUUUAGUUCAAGGAUAAAUGGUUUGAAGGUACAGCAAAGACCUAGAAUUCAAAAAGGAGCAGCUUUCUUUUCUACUGGUAGAAAAUCCCAGCCUUGCUUCAAAAAGAGUCUUCCAGAAACUAACAACAAAUCGCUUUCAUCUGAUGGCGUAAGCCAACAAAGGGAGAGUAACGACAAAGACAAAUCCAAUCUGAACAAACUUCUGACAAGUGAUCACAGCAAUAAAUUGAAUGAGAAGAUCAAUGACAAUGCUUCUAGUAUGAAAGCCAAACGAGGAAAAGUUGAAAAAUCGACAUACUUAACUGCACAUUUAGCCAAUGUUUUGCUUACUAAGGAAUUGAAGGUGGUACUUCACAGAAUCGAAGUGGAACAAUCCAAUUAUUCAACAUUUGCAACCAUGGAGAAGUCAUUGCAACAGAAAGAUUCAACGGCAGAAAAUGAAAAAAAUACCAGUUUGGAGCAAGAAGAUGAAAGAUCACUUGGAAAUACUGAAAAAAAUAAAGGCUUGCUGUCGACUGCUGCUAUCUAUCCCAUCUUUAGUAUUCGUCCUGGCAGUAAAAGAUGUGAGCUACCAAAAGAAGAAACGACAACCAUUGGACCCAGCAAUUCUGUUUCUCUCCCCAAGUUCCCUUUACAGAAAAACAAAAAGAGAGAUUUCGAAAAAGUACAUAGUGAUCAGUUAAUAAUAGAUGCUGGUCAGAAGCAUUUUGGACCCAUCAUGUGCAAGUCCUGUGGCAUGAUUUAUACAGCAGCCAAUCCUGAGGAUGAAGUGCAGCAUAUAAAAUAUCACCAAAGGUUCCUGGAAGGGCUUCGAUUUGUGGGAUGGAAGAAAGAGCGUGUUGUGGCAGAAUAUCUCGAUGGAAAGAUUAUUAUGAUUCUCCCUGAUGAUCCUAAGUAUGCUCUCAAAAAGGUGGAAGAAGUGAGAGAGUUGGUCGAUAGCGAAUUGGGGUUUCAACAAGCCACAUUAAGCUGCCUAAGCCAAAGUAAAACCUACAUGUUUAUCUCUAAUGAAAAGAAGAUUGUUGGCUGUCUUAUUGCAGAACAUAUCAAAAAGGCCUUCAGGGUGCUAUCAGAGCCCGCCGAUCAGAAAAUAACUGAGAACAAUGUGCUAUUUGAACAUCGGCGUGCCUGGCAAUGUGCUGCAAAGUCCGAAGAAGCUCUCUGUGGUGUGAGCAGAAUCUGGGUAUUUUGCAUGAUGAGAAGAAAGAAAAUCGCCAGCAGAAUGUUAGAUGCUGUCCGAAAUACUUUCAUAUAUGGAACAUACCUGAAUAAGAAUGAAAUUGCCUUCUCUGACCCAACACCAUCCGGAAAGCUGUUUGCAACUAAAUACAGUAAAACUCCAAACUUUCUUGUUUAUAACUUGUUAACAUGAAAAGUAAACUUGUUUUAGUAAAUGUUGGCCUGUUGAUGGUUUUGCUUUGCCUUUUAGUUUUUAACAAACUUCACUAUUGUAAAAUGUUUCUAUAAUGCUGUGCAAUUUGCAAAUUUGAUCCAAGAACCAUUGCAGCACUAACAAUUGAAAUAAUAUUCAUUUGGAUUUGUGAAAACUUUAACUGAUAAUUAAAGUAUGAAUGUGUAGUUGUAAUUUAUGAAUUUCAUCAAUAAAAAAUUAUAGUUUGUA
Molecule: messenger RNA, 3111 nt
Organism: Leucoraja erinaceus (little skate)
Lineage: Eukaryota; Metazoa; Chordata; Chondrichthyes; Rajiformes; Rajidae
Gene: esco2
Product: establishment of sister chromatid cohesion N-acetyltransferase 2
Exons: 11
Coding region: 865-2862 (665 amino acids)
Biological process (GO): mitotic sister chromatid cohesion
Cellular component (GO): nucleus; chromatin
Molecular function (GO): protein-lysine-acetyltransferase activity
Source: RefSeq, a predicted model, not a curated record